Acytostelium subglobosum LB1 is the source of this 834-nucleotide messenger RNA. RefSeq lists its product as hypothetical. The record is from RefSeq and is a predicted model, not a curated record. NCBI's taxonomy places the organism in Eukaryota, Evosea, Eumycetozoa, Acytosteliales, Acytosteliaceae. The annotation marks the transcript as partial. The transcript has 2 exons. Gene Ontology annotation, molecular function: S-adenosylmethionine-dependent methyltransferase activity.
CAACAGACAAUGUCUACUGAUCUACAUCCAACUGCUAAGGGCUAUCAUAACAAGGAGACCACUGAUGCUUAUGUCAAGGGAAGACCUAACUUGCCAUUAGAGACCAUCGACUUUAUAAAGAACAAUCUCAACCUUAAUGCCAACUCUUUAAUAGUUGACCUUGCUGCUGGCACAGGCAAGUUCACUGAACUGCUGGCAGGCUAUGGAGGUUUCAACAACAUUACAGCUGUUGAACCAAGCCCAGAGUUUAGACAGGCUUGCACAGAUAUCCUUGAGGGAUUGAUCAAGAAAGGAAGAUCUGAGCUCAAGUACUCAGUUGUUGAUGGACUGGCCACCAAGAUACCAUUGGCCGAUCAGUCGGUUGACGCAAUGUUUGUGUCUCAAGCCUUCCACUGGUUCGACAGUGAGGCCUCACUUCGUGAGAUGACCCGUGUCCUCAAGCCAGGCGCACCACUCGUCAUGGUCUGGUGUGACAUGGAUGUGACCAACCAUUUGGUUCGCGCCUCUGCUGACAUCUUCCACGAGAAGUACUAUGACAACAAGACACCUCAGUUCCGCUCAUUCAAAUGGGAGGCUGCCUUUGAGAACCCUGCCAUUGCCAAUCUUCUUGAACUCCCACUCAAGCUUCAGAAGUACAAGUUUAUGCACCACUACACUCGCGAGUCGCUGGGCAAUCGCGUAAUGUCCAUCUCGUACAUCUCACUGCUGAGCGAUGCGCAGAAGAAGCAUCUGCUCGAGGAGAUCAACCAAGAGUUGGACAAGUUCCCAGAGACCCUGAACAACCAGCAGUUUGAGUAUCCUUACAACGUCUACCUGUACUACACAACAAAGAAG